Molecule: messenger RNA, 6707 nt
Organism: Boleophthalmus pectinirostris (great blue-spotted mudskipper)
Lineage: Eukaryota; Metazoa; Chordata; Actinopteri; Gobiiformes; Gobiidae
Gene: ogdha
Product: oxoglutarate dehydrogenase a
Exons: 24
Coding region: 229-3396 (1055 amino acids)
Biological process (GO): tricarboxylic acid cycle
Cellular component (GO): oxoglutarate dehydrogenase complex; mitochondrion
Molecular function (GO): thiamine pyrophosphate binding; oxoglutarate dehydrogenase (succinyl-transferring) activity
Source: RefSeq, a predicted model, not a curated record
GGUCCGUGCGUCACUCCGGUGGUCACUCCUCCUCUGCACCUUUCACCGGGAGCCGCGAAGGGCAUCGGGGGAACCGGCCUCACGGAGCACCGCAGCCCGCAUUCUCCAGCACGAGGAAGAGGACCACGCUCACUUCCUGUUGGAUACUUCCCGUUGGACGUGUCACUUCCUGUGGACUAACCCGGACUCUGCGGGUCUGCGGACCGGACCAGGACUUAGACCAGGACUAUGCAUCGCCUCAGGACUUGUGCGGCACGUUUGCGGCCGCUCACGGCGACGCAAACCGCUCAGACUGCCGGCCCCAAGCGGCCAAUCACAGCCCAGUAUCCGGGCGGAGCAAGGACGUUUCAGCCAAUCAGGUGCUACUCUGCUCCUGUGGCGUCAGAGCCUUUUCUGAACGGAACCAGUUCAAAUUAUGUCGAGGAAAUGUACUUCGCCUGGCUGGAGAACCCAAAGAGUGUACACAAGUCAUGGGACGUGUUUUUCCGUAACGCGAACGCCGGAGCGCCCCCUGGUGCCGCGUACCAGUCUCCUCUGGGUCUGAGCCCGGCCAUGAUCUCUCCUCUCGGCGCCGCUGUCUCUGCUCAGCCCAACGUGGAGAAGCUGGUGGAGGAUCAUUUGGCGGUGCAGUCGCUCAUCAGGGCCUAUCAGAUCCGCGGGCACCAUGUGGCUCAGCUGGACCCGUUGGGCAUCAUGGACGCCGAUCUCGACUCUUGUGUUCCCACUGACAUUAUCACGUCCUCCGACAAGCUGGACGUGUCAGUGUUCAACGAGAGGAUCAGAGUUCUGACUGUGGGAGGUAGGGACUCUGCUGCUGCUGCUGCUGCUGAGGCCAAAUAUGAGUCAGGAUUCUACGGUCUGGACGAGUCGGACCUGGACAAGGUUUUCCGUCUGCCCACGACCACGUUCAUCGGAGGAGCUGAGAGCGCGCUGCCUCUGAAGGAGAUCAUCCGCCGACUCGAGAUGGCGUACUGUCAGCACAUCGGUGUAGAGUUCAUGUUCAUCAAUGACCUGGAGCAGUGUCAGUGGAUCAGGCAGAAGUUUGAGACUCCAGGAGUGAUGCAGUUCACUCUGGAGGAGAAGAGGACGCUGCUCGCUCGCAUGGUCCGCUCCACCAGGUUUGAGGAGUUCCUGCAGAAGAAGUGGUCUGCAGAGAAGCGCUUUGGUCUGGAGGGCUGUGAGUCUCUGAUCCCAGCUCUGAAAACCAUCAUUGACAAAUCCUCAGAGAAUGGAGUGGAGAACGUCAUCAUGGGCAUGCCCCACAGGGGGCGCCUCAACGUGCUCGCCAACGUCAUCCGCAAAGAGCUCGAGCAGAUCUUCUGUCAGUUUGACUCAAAGCUGGAAGCGGCUGACGAGGGCUCUGGGGAUGUGAAGUACCACUUGGGCAUGUACCAUCGUCGUAUAAACCGUGUCACCGACAGAAACAUCACUCUGUCUCUGGUGGCGAACCCGUCUCACCUGGAGGCCGUGGAUCCUGUGGUCCAGGGGAAGACCAAAGCCGAGCAGUUUUACUGUGGAGACAACGACGGCAAGAGGGUGAUGUCCAUCCUGCUUCAUGGAGACGCUGCGUUCGCUGGUCAGGGAAUCGUCUACGAGACGUUUCACCUGUCAGACCUGCCGUCUUACUCCACCCACGGCACCGUGCACGUGGUCGUCAACAACCAGAUCGGCUUCACCACAGAUCCCCGUAUGGCUCGCUCCUCCCCCUAUCCCACAGAUGUGGCUCGUGUGGUGAACGCUCCGAUCUUUCAUGUAAACGCAGACGACCCUGAGGCGGUGAUGUACGUGUGUAACGUGGCUGCAGAGUGGAGAGCCACUUUCCACAAGGACGUGGUGGUUGAUCUGGUCUGCUAUCGUCGUAUGGGUCACAACGAGAUGGACGAGCCCAUGUUCACUCAGCCCCUCAUGUACAAACAGAUCAAGAAACAGAAGCCCGUGCUGCAGAAGUACGCCGAGAAACUGAUCGCAGAGGGAGCCGUCACCAGACAGGAGUACGAGGAGGAGAUUGCGAAGUACGAUAAGAUCUGUGAGGAGGCGUACGCUCGCUCCAAAGACGAGAAGAUCCUGCACAUCAAGCACUGGCUGGACUCACCUUGGCCUGGUUUUUUCACUCUGGAUGGACAGCCCAAGUCCAUGAGCUGCCCCUCCACUGGUCUGACUGAAGAAAACCUCAACCACAUUGGAAGUGUGGCCUCCUCUGUGCCCGUGGAGGACUUCACCAUACACGGAGGUCUGAGCAGGAUCCUGAAGGGUCGGGGGGAGAUGAUCCGUAACAGGACGGUGGACUGGGCUCUGGGCGAGUACAUGGCCUUUGGGUCUCUGCUGAAGGAGGGAAUCCACGUGAGGCUGUCCGGGCAGGACGUGGAGAGAGGCACCUUCAGCCACCGUCACCACGUGCUCCAUGAUCAGAACGUGGACAAACGCACCUGUAUCCCCAUGAACCACAUGAGUCCAGACCAGGCGCCGUACACCGUCUGCAACAGCUCUUUGUCAGAGUACGGAGUCCUCGGUUUCGAGCUGGGUUUUGCGAUGGCGAGCCCAAACGCUCUGAUCCUGUGGGAGGCUCAGUUCGGAGACUUCCAUAACACAGCUCAGUGCAUCAUCGACCAGUUCAUCUGCCCGGGUCAGGCCAAGUGGGUCAGACAGAACGGCAUCGUGCUCCUGUUGCCCCACGGACUCGAGGGCAUGGGUCCAGAACACUCCUCCGCCCGGCCAGAGAGGUUCCUCCAGAUGUGCAACGAUGACCCCGACGUGCACCCGCCGAUCACAGAGGACUUUGCCGUUCAACAGUUGUACGACUGUAACUGGAUCGUGGUGAACUGUUCGUCGCCAGGAAAUUACUUCCACGUUCUGAGACGCCAGAUCCUUCUGCCCUUCAGGAAACCAUUGAUCGUCUUCACUCCAAAAUCACUUCUGCGCCACCCAGAGGCCAGAUCCAGCUUCGACGAGAUGCUCCCAGGGACUCAUUUCCAGAGGCUGAUUCCUGACACAGGCCCGGCCGCUCAGAACCCACAGGCUGUGAAGAGAGUCUUGUUCUGCACCGGAAAAGUCUUCUACGAGCUCAACAAAGAGAGGAAGAACCGCGGCCUGGAGGAGCAGGUCGCCAUCGCCAGGGUGGAGCAGUUGUCUCCGUUCCCGUUCGACCAGGUGAAGGCCGAGGUGGAGAGGUUCCCAAACGCAGAUCUGGUCUGGUGUCAGGAGGAGCACAAGAACCAGGGCUACUACGACUACGUGAAACCCAGGAUCCGCACCACUAUCCAGAGAAACAAACCAGUGUGGUACGCCGGGCGAGGACCAGCGGCCGCUCCAGCCACGGGAAACAAAAACACUCACCUGAUGGAACUCAGGCGCUUCCUCGACGCCGCCUUCGACCUGGACACGCUCAGGAUGGAGUAGGGUCACAGAGGGGUCACAGAGAGGUCACAUAAGGGUCAGGAGGGCGGGGCUACGCGGGGAAAAACACGGCUCUGUUACACAAAACGAAGCAGGAAACUGACCUGAGAAUGCAACACGGAUUCAUAGUUUUAUCUUUAUCGUUCGAAAAUAUCAUGAAAAUAAAAUGUUUUGAAUUCUUUGGGAAAUUAUAGCUUCAGUUUAAAGUAAAAAAAACACAAGACACCUGGACCUGGACGUUUAAAGUCAAAGGAUUUAUCGACAAAACUGGAACAAAAACUUAAAUGUGUUAAACCAUUUUGUGAAAUUUAGAAGUUUAAACAUAAACAUAAAACAGAAUUGCAAUUUCAUUUACGAUCCGGUCCUAGACUGUGUGAAGAAGUGGACGGAGGGAGAGCGACGUCGCAGCGUUCGACUCCAGUCAAAUGAAGCUCAUUGAGGCUGAAGGGGCAGAUUUAGAGCAGAGUUUUAUAUUUGGAAAUCGCCCGCGCUCGCUUCUGUUUGGAACGCGGCGACUCGCAGUUCAGUUUUACGUCCGUUUGUGUCAACAGUCUGUGGAUACGGGUUAAAAUUGCUGCUUUAAACAUUUUGGAACUUCUUAAAAUGUAGAAAUAUUGGUUUAAAAUGAGUCAGAAUAUGAGUUGACGUUUUUAGGAUUAAGUUUUAGUCCCAUUUUAUUGAGAAAAAUGUGGGAAAAUAUUAAAAUUUCUACAUCAUUUUGUCCAAAAAACAUGAAUGAAACUGCUUUUUUUUUUCUCUUUCAUUUCCAGGUCAGAGGUCGUAUCCGCUGUACAAACCCGACCUCUGAUUUGCGCUUUUGCCUUUUGCAGGUGUAGAUUAAACAUGUGGUAUUUACUCAAACGCUUUUUUUUUUUUUUUGGGCACAUUCUCAACGUGAGCACAGAGACGGGACGAGCGCGCGACAACUGCACGGCUUCACUUUUAAAAUUUAGACUUUGAGAAAUUAUUUUAGACGUUUAAAAUGUUUUGGAAUUGGGUGAAAUGUGUUGUACAUUUUCUGAUUUUCUUCUUUUUUUUUUGUUGUUGCGUGUGUUUGAAUUUUUGCACUUGAGUUGUCUUUAAAAAUUAGAUUUGCAAAAGUAAAAUUGACAAAUUGUUGAAAUUUUGUAGUAGAAAUUUUAGGUUUUAAGAGCCUUUUUGAAACAAUAGAAUGAAGAAACCUUUUCAAACAUUUGUGCUUCUGAACAUGAAUAUGAAACAAAAUAUUUAUUAAAGGUGGAAUUAACCGUAACUUUACCAAGAGCUUUACAAAUUAUAGAUUAAAAGGGAGAGAAGUGUCUUGCCUAAGGUUGUGAAACGUAUCAAAAAUCAGAUACGAAUCGAAUCUAAAACUAGAAUAGAAACUAGAUUCUCAUUGGAGCAGUUUAGAGAUCUUUUUCACAACGGUCAGAAGUGCCGCGUUUUAGGUUUGUGGAACUUCCGGUUGACGUUUUUCGGUGGCAAAAUGUGUGUGGAAAUGUCUCCAACAGCUUCAUAAAUCUGCUUCAUCACCAAAUCUUCAACCAACAAGAAACAUUUGAAAAAAUGAAUUUAUCUACAACUAUCAACGGAAGGAAGACGAAAACUUAAAGGCAAAAACUGAGCAAGACUAACGUUAUGAUCAUGGAAAUGCUGGAAAAGUCAUGGAAUUUUAGUAUCUACCGAACGCUGAAAGAUUGCGUGAAAGUUCUCAGGAGACUAUUCUGAUUAUUUCUCAACGUCUGCGCCUUUUGUUUAAAAGAGACGACAAUAAAUGCACUGACAGGAUUGUGAAUGUUAAAAAAAACUAUAAUCCCAAACCAUAAGGUGAGUGGAAAGAGUUAUACAUUUCAUAUUUAGACCUAAAAGUUUGAUCAGUUCUACACGUGUAAGUGCUGUAAGGUCAUGGAAAAUUCACUUUAGGUCAUGAAAAAGUCAAGUUUUGGAGUUUCGUCAGUGAAAAAGAGUGGGAACCCUGUAGAGAUUUCUCAACUUCGAACUGCACAACUCUAUUUUUCUAUGGUAAUAUCGAAAUCAUGAAAUCGAUUUUUAAUUUGAACGAGUUUGAACAAGUUGCUUCUGUUUUAUUCAUGACCAUAAUGUUAGUUUUGUUCAGUGUGUCACUAAUGCGUCGUCGUCGUUGUUUUCCUUUUAAGUUUUCGUCUUUCUUACCAAAUCAACUUAACGUUUAACAUAACAUAGAACAUUUAAAAAACGUUACAGCUGCACACAAACACAGGAUAGACCAGGACAAUCACAGUACAACUACUGAAAAACACAGAAAAUAAUAAGACACUCACCAACAACACAUGUACAUCUGAAAAAGAAAGAGAAAAAAGGUGCGUUUUUAGGUCCAGACUCCGCCUUGUUAGUCAGACUGGCCCCACCUCGUUCCUCCGCUCAAUUUCAUUUCUCUCCAGCGACUAGAUCAGGAAUCAGAAAACACUAGACGACUCGCAAAAACCCCCGAAGUGUGAGUUCGGGCACCGGCCGAUCAGCGAAGAGUCAGACAUUCUGUGUUGUCAACGAUUCCCAAGAUCGAGGAUUUAAAACAGGAACAAAGAGAAUGUUUGGUGAAUUUCAUCAAAGGGAAAGACGUUAUUGUUCUUCUUCCUACAGGAUUUUGUGCAUUUCAUACGUCACGACCAAACAGCAACGAUUGGUUAAAUAAAAAAAGUACCCGCCUACUGUCGAGCCAACGAAUCCUAAUGCUGGGAGGUCAGACGGUUUCUAUAAAGUGAAACCAGUUGAUGAAUCACUCUACCGUCUUGAUAGUUGAGGAUAAAUUCUUAAUGUUAGAAAGUUUAUCCUUUGUGGAGCUUGUUUUUUUGAAGAUUUGUUGAUGGGGCAGAUUUAUGAAGCCGCUGGAGAAAACGCGAAACAUUUACACACACAUUUUACCGUAGAAAAACAUUAAUCGGACGUUCCUCAAACCUCCAGCGCGACACUUCCCACCGUUUUGAAAAAUCUCUAUUCCUUUGUGUUGUGUUUGAAAUUUUAGUAUCGUGACAACACUAGUUUUGCCAAAGGACACAACAACAGUACCGCGGUGACGAGGUUUGAACUGGCGUCGCUGCGGUUGUCGGGUGAAAGCUCAACCCUCUGCUCCACACGUGAGUUUAAAUGUAGUUUUUUUAGUUUUGUUUUUUUAGUAUAUUUCUUGAGUAUUUUGCGGUGGACUUGUCCCGCGCUCGUCCGUCCUGUGUCUGAACUCUGCACUGCUGUUUUAUCCGGUGCCAAAACACGACCAGUAAAAACCAACUAUUUAUUUUCGUAACCAUGGAAACGUCUGUCGCUACGAAGAACCAAUAAAAACUGUAUUUACUCCAAAGAAA